UCAGAUGGGAUUGCGACCUACCAAAGAAGACCUGAGAAGAGCGGCGAAGAGGGCUUGAACAUCAUCUCUGCGAUUGACACCGAAUACAGUCACAGAAAGAGGGACGAAGGGAACGAAGGAGUGGGAGGCAAGCUAUCAAUCACAAGGAGCGGAAAGCCGAGUUGGCGGACGAAAAUCCCGUCGAGGAGGUUUGGGGAGGUCCGUGCACGGCGAACCUCCGCGGGCCAACAAUUGAUUUCCUUCCCCGAAUUUCUGCGAGGCCAAUGAAGAUGCCACCUGCUUUCACGCCGUCGAUCCGGGGUUGUUCCCCCCUCCUUUUCUCCUCACUUUCUGUCUGCCGCUACGCUGCAUUUAUAUUGCUUGCCCUUCUCCCUGUUACUGCUUGGAUGGAUCUCGGUUAGAGCGGGCUGAGUGAACAAUGUCGCGCUCUACGGACUCUGGCGGCGCAACGGCCGAUGCGCCCUCGCUUCCCUGGAGGGCAUUGUCCUCCACCACCAUCUUUGGGGUUGCAGCAUUAUGCCGCUCAUUUCUGUACUUCUGCAGUCGGCCACAGGCGAAUGGAUUGGAUCAAUUUCUCGAGCUGCUCGACUCGAGGAGUGAUCCCUCGCAAAGAACGAGAGGCUUGCUCACAGUUUCGAACCAUACCAGCGUGAUGGAUGAUCCGAUCAUGUGGGGAUUUCUACCGAUGCGAUAUAACUUCGGACUUGCGAAUUGGAAUAAGCGAUGGGGGUUUGGAAGCCACGACAUCUGUUAUCAGACUAGGCCGUUAGCCCUUUUCUUCACAAUGGGCCAAGUCCUGCCGACACAUCGAUCGGCCCAUUCGCAAUAUGGUGGCCUCGCCCAGCCCGUCGUCACCCAGGCGAUCCGACUCCUGUCGAAGGGGCCAUUCCCCGCUGACCCUCAUCUCGCUGUCCCCGAACGUCAAUCGUGGAGUCUACAGAAUGUAUGCGUCGAUCCGUUUUCCGACCUCCCCACAGCCUACACCACCGAUGGGCAUGACUCUCAUCUAUCGCCGUCCUCUUACGCCUGCAAUUCGUAUUCUUGGUUCCAUAUAUUCCCAGAGGGAAAGAUCCACCAAGCACCGAACAAGACUAUGCGCUACUUCAAAUGGGGUGUGGCACGACUGAUCCUCGAGGCUAGCGAAUGCCCGGAUGUUGUGCCGAUCUGGCUUGAGGGCUUCGACCAGGUUAUGCAUGAAAGCCGCGAAUUCCCACGGUUUCUGCCUCGUGUGGGAAAGGAGGUCAGCGUUACGUUCGGACAGAAAGUGGAUAGGGAGGCGGUUUUCGGGGAAUACAGAAGACGUUGGCAGAAGAUCAAGGCCAAGGCGGAACGCAUAGCCCCCGAGACUCGCGAUCUUCCCUUUGGAGUGCUAAACGACCAGCUCUUAUAUGACCCUGAAGCAGUUGAGCUGCGAAAGGAGGUCACUAAGAAGGUCCGGGAUCUCGUCCUUGAUGUCCGACGGACGAGAGGAUUGUCGGACGAAGACCCGAAGGAAGGCCUAGUGGAGACAUGGAUACAAGAGGGCCCUAAGCGUGAGGGUAAGAUGGACGAUGAUUCAUGGGUCCGCGAUAUUUGACGAUGUGCAUUAACCGCGAAGCAAAAAACAACUGUACAAUAGAACCUUGCAUAGAAAUAAAAUAUGGACACAAGCGACAUCGCACGCUAUUCCUUGUCUUCUCUACCGCAGCCUACC
This is a messenger RNA of Aspergillus piperis CBS 112811, 1693 nucleotides long. Its product is annotated as tafazzin. Gene Ontology annotation, molecular function: 1-acylglycerophosphocholine O-acyltransferase activity. The coding region runs from base 419 to 1576 and encodes 385 amino acids. The record is from RefSeq and is a predicted model, not a curated record. Gene Ontology annotation, biological process: inner mitochondrial membrane organization; cardiolipin acyl-chain remodeling. NCBI's taxonomy places the organism in Eukaryota, Fungi, Ascomycota, Eurotiomycetes, Eurotiales, Aspergillaceae. Gene Ontology annotation, cellular component: mitochondrial membrane. The transcript is spliced from 4 exons.